Echinops telfairi (small Madagascar hedgehog) is the source of this 1239-nucleotide messenger RNA. RefSeq names its product allantoicase (gene ALLC). Gene Ontology annotation, biological process: allantoin catabolic process. The transcript has 11 exons. The record is from RefSeq and is a predicted model, not a curated record. Bases 1 to 1239 code for a protein of 412 amino acids. Gene Ontology annotation, molecular function: allantoicase activity. NCBI's taxonomy places the organism in Eukaryota, Metazoa, Chordata, Mammalia, Afrosoricida, Tenrecidae.
AUGGUUGACUGUCCAAAGGAAAGAAAACCUCCUAGGUUUCCGGACUUCAUCCAGUUGAUUGACAUGGCCUCUGAGUCAGUUGGAGGAAAGAUUUUAUUUGCGACAGAUGACUUUUUUGCUCCUGCAGAAAACCUUUUAAAGAGUGAUGCCCCACAUUUUAAAGAACAUGAAUAUACUGAAUUUGGAAAAUGGAUGGAUGGAUGGGAAACUAGAUGGAGAAGGAUUCCAGGUCAUGACUGGUGUAUAAUCAAAUUGGGAAUACAAGGAAUUAUCCGAGGUUUUGACGUGGACAUUUCUUACUUUGAGGGAAAUUAUGCUCCCCGAAUGUCAAUCCAAGCAGCAAAUUAUCCAGAAGAUAAACUACCAGAAUUACCAGAAAGAGGACUCAGAUUAGGAACUGCAGCCACAGCUGAGGAAUUUGAAGCUAUUUCUGAGCUAAAGUCGGAAAACUGGAAUUACUUGGUUCCCUUGGCAGAGCUUCAACCAGGAAAACGAGGUUCUAGCCACAAUUAUUUUCCUGCCAAUGUCAACCAAAGAUGGACUCACAUACGGCUCAACAUUUUCCCAGAUGGUGGAAUUGCACGUUUUAGAGUAUAUGGUACUGGACAAAAAAACUGGACUGCAACGGAUCCCAAAGAAGCUCUAGACCUGGUGACCAUUGCUAGUGGGGGCGUCUGUGUGGGGUUCAGUAAUUCAUAUUUUGGUCACCCAAACAAUAUCAUAGGUGUUGGCAUAGCAAAGUCUAUAGCAGAUGGCUGGACAACUGCAAGGAGAUUGGACAGACCACCAGUAUUAGAAAGAGAUGAGAAUGGCAUUCUCCUGGUUCCAGGUUGUGAAUGGGCAGUCUUCCGAUUAGCACAUCCUGGCGUCAUAACUCAAAUUGAAAUAGAUACAAAAUAUUUUAAAGGCAAUUUUCCUGACAACUGUCAACUUGAUGGUUGUAUCCUAACAAGCCAAGAGGAAGUAGACAUGAUUAAGCAAAACUGGGCUCUUCCAGACCAUAAAUGGAAAUUGUUGCUCCCAGCUACAAAGUUACUACCAAACCAGAAUAAUCUGUUUGACAGUCUAACCUUGGAGCUCCAAGAUGUCAUCACCCAUGCCAGGCUGACAAUUGUCCCUGAUGGAGGAGUGAGCCGUCUUCGGCUUAAGGGCUUUCCUAGCUCCAUCUGCCUUCUAUGGCCAAGGGAAAAGCCCACGUCGAGGUUUUCAGUUAAACCAGGUUUCAGAACAAACCUUUAA